Molecule: messenger RNA, 444 nt
Organism: Dovyalis caffra
Lineage: Eukaryota; Viridiplantae; Streptophyta; Magnoliopsida; Malpighiales; Salicaceae
Source: the annotation of a GenBank genome assembly
AUGAUUGCUUCCAUUUUCUUUCUUCCGUCUCUCUUUCCUGGGUCAUCUUUGCUUCGCUUGCUUCAACUUUGUAACUUCGACUUCUCUUCGAGGCGAUUGGAGCUUCCUAUCCAUUCCUUCUUUUGCGACCGUUCUUGUUUAGUAGGAUUCCGUUGGAUAGCAACAAUGAAGUUAAUUCCUAUUCUUGCUGAACUAGUUCGCUAUCUAGACACUGUAGAUAGCGAACAGGUAGAGACUGCCAACUGCUUUACUGUUUCCUCAGGCUCUCCUUAUUCCUUCUCUGAUCGCUUGAUGGCAAUAAAUCCUAAUCUCUGGAUGAGUUAUCGGGUGUGCCUUAGGACCAUAUCCUUUCCUCCUUUGUCCGUAGUGUCUUGGAGGAUAAUGUUCCGGUCUACCGAUAAGAGUCGGAAUGCAAAGUAUGGCUUAGCAGUCUAUGGAAUCUGA